This is a messenger RNA of Caenorhabditis briggsae, 108 nucleotides long. NCBI's taxonomy places the organism in Eukaryota, Metazoa, Nematoda, Chromadorea, Rhabditida, Rhabditidae. The transcript has 2 exons. The record is from RefSeq and is a predicted model, not a curated record. Bases 1 to 108 code for a protein of 35 amino acids.
AUGAAGAUGUUAUCGAUGAACUGUCGACUUGGCUUGUCAGAAUCUGGCAAGGAAGCUUCAAAUGUCCAGAUCAGAGGCUGGAGCUGGCUAAACUGCUCCGAGUUCUAG